This is a messenger RNA of Aspergillus terreus NIH2624, 1071 nucleotides long. Its product is annotated as dihydroorotase. NCBI's taxonomy places the organism in Eukaryota, Fungi, Ascomycota, Eurotiomycetes, Eurotiales, Aspergillaceae. The transcript has 4 exons. Gene Ontology annotation, biological process: pyrimidine nucleotide biosynthetic process; 'de novo' pyrimidine nucleobase biosynthetic process. Bases 1 to 1071 code for a protein of 356 amino acids. Gene Ontology annotation, molecular function: dihydroorotase activity. The record is from RefSeq and is a predicted model, not a curated record. Gene Ontology annotation, cellular component: cytoplasm.
AUGCCGCUGUCCAAACUGCACGGUGUGAAGCUCCCCGCUUCCGCCGACCUCCACGUCCAUCUUCGCGAUGGGGACAUGAUGGAACUCGUUACGCCCACUAUCCGACAGGGUGGUGUGAACACGGUCUUCGUCAUGCCAAAUCUGGUGCCGCCAGUAACCACCGUCGACCGCGCCCUCGAGUACAAGAAGCGUCUAGAAGCCAUUGAACCCAAUGUCAACUACCUCAUGUCCCUCUACCUCCACGAGACGGUGACCCCGGAGACCAUCAUCGAAGCGAAGAAGAAGGGCAUCACCGGCGUCAAGAGCUACCCCGCGGGCGUGACCACCAACUCCUCCUCGGGCGUCGUCGACUACACCCAAUUCUACCCCGUGUUCGCCGAAAUGGAGCGUCAGGACAUGGUCCUCAACCUUCACGGUGAAGUGCCUUCUCAGGGUGACGUGACCGUCCUGUCGGCCGAGGAACGUUUCCUUCCCACCCUGCUCCAGCUGCACGAGCGCUUCCCCAAGCUUCGCAUCAUCCUGGAGCAUUGCACUACCGCUGCCGCCGUCGAAGCCGUCAAGAAAUGUGGUCCUACUGUUGCUGCAACCAUCACCGCGCACCACCUCUCCAUCAUCAUCGACCACUGGGCCGGAGACCCAUUCUGCUUCUGCAAGCCCGUCGCGAAGACCCCGGCGGACCGCGACGCCCUUCUCCGGACCGCAGCCUCGGGCAACCCCAAGUUCUUCUUCGGCUCCGACAGCGCUCCCCACCCGGCUGCUUCCAAGAGAGGCGGAGACAAGAUCGCCGCGGGAGUGUUCACCCAGCCAUACACCACCCAGCUAGUGAUCGAUGCGUUCGAGCAAGCCUGCGAGAAGGGCGUUCUGAAGGAGGAAGACAUCACCCCCGAGAUCAUCGAGGGCUUCAUGAGUAAAUUCGGUCGCGCGUUCUAUGGAAUCGGCGAGGAGACGAAGGAGUUCAUCACCAUCGAGAAGAAGAACGAAAAGAUCCCCAACAUCUUGCAGUCGGACAAGGUGGACGUGGUUCCGUUCCGACGGGAUCAGCAGACGUGGAGCGUCUCAUGGGCCACCUAA